AUGACCGUGGGACCUUUCUCUCAGGAUGAGCUCGACGAGAUAUACGCCUUUGCCAUAGACCUCAGCCGCAAGGCUGGCGAUCUGCUCAUGUCGCGUGUAGAGCAGCGCAUGGAUGGCGGCGAAGGCAAUUCGCAGAACUUCGAAGAGAAGGAAAACGCCGUGGAUAUUGUCACCCAGACAGAUGAAGACGUGGAGGUAUUCAUUCGCAGCGCUUUGCAGGAAAGAUACCCAUCGCACAAAUUCCUCGGCGAGGAAACAUAUGCCAAGGGCGAUUCGCGCGACUACUUGAUUGAUGAACAGCCAACAUGGUGUAUCGACCCAUUAGACGGAACGGUCAACUACACACACCUCUUCCCAAUGUUCUGUAUCUCAAUCGGAUUCAUAGUCCAACACAAGCCCGUCAUCGGAGUAAUCUACGCCCCCUUCACAGACCAACUAUUCUCCUCGUGCAUCAACCGCGGCGCCUGGCUAAACGAGAAGCGCCGCCUCCCACUCAUCCAGAAACCCUCCAUCCCGCCCAUGCCACCAAAUGCCCCAUCCCAAUGCGUCUUCUCCUGCGAAUGGGGCAAAGACCGCCGCGAUAUCCCGGACGGUAACAUGCUUCGCAAGAUCGAGAGUUUUGUGAAUAUGGCUGCGGAGCGCAGCGGGCGUGGCGGUAAGGGUGGUAUGGUGCAUGGAAUGAGGAGUUUGGGCAGUGCCACGCUUGAUCUUGCGUAUGUUGCGAUGGGAUCUUUUGAUAUUUGGUGGGAAGGGGGUUGUUGGGAAUGGGAUGUCGCCGCUGGUAUUGCUAUCCUUCUUGAAGCGGGCGGGUUGGUGACUACUGCGAAUCCCCCAGAGAACCCAGAUACAGACCCAAUUCAAGAUGUGCGGCUGGGAAGCCGGUUGUAUUUAGCCAUUAGACCUGCUGGCCCUUCGGCUACCGAGACAGGCCGAGAGUCUCAAGAGCGUACCGUGCGAGAAGUCUGGCGACGUGUUCGCAACUUGGAAUAUACCCGACCUGGUGCCUAG
Molecule: messenger RNA, 1008 nt
Organism: Penicillium waksmanii
Lineage: Eukaryota; Fungi; Ascomycota; Eurotiomycetes; Eurotiales; Aspergillaceae
Product: inositol monophosphatase family protein
Exons: 6
Coding region: 1-1008 (335 amino acids)
Biological process (GO): signal transduction; phosphatidylinositol phosphate biosynthetic process; inositol metabolic process
Molecular function (GO): inositol monophosphate 1-phosphatase activity
Source: RefSeq, a predicted model, not a curated record